UGUACGGUGUGAUGGUGAAAAUAUUUAAUCGGAAAAUUCGAGGUGGCUGCCACGCCCUUGCCUGGGAAGACGCAGUUGCUGAGAACCUUCGUCUCAUAUUCUCUGCGUCAUUACAAAUCCAUGUGCUGGCUUCAGACAAUUCCUCCACUACCAUCUUUCCCAAAACCCAAAGUAUCAACAGAUUCAAGACCCCAUUUAAUUUCAUCAUUUCUUCCGCCCAGUUCCGUGAAUUCUGUCUUUGUUGUGACGAACCUGUUAGCGAGCUCAUAUCCAUGCUUGUCGCAUAGAUCCGUGGCGAUAGUAUCCGUUAUUGUGAAUCAUAGCAUUACGAGAAGCCGCCAAGAAAUUUAGGGUAGCCCGGAUCGGGAGGAAUUAAGCAAGAGAUUGAAGAGAGGAUGGCCGGGAUGCUGCCGGGAGUUGGGGUGCCAUCACGGAGGAGAUCGAUGCAUCUAAGUGAACGUCAGUCGGACCCUCGCAUCCAUCGCCACCCGUCGCUCGGACAGUGUCCACUGGAAUCAUCAGCCACGACCGCAGCCUCCUCCACGAUGGAUGAAACAGCUUUCAGAGCACGCCAACGGCUGGAGCAGAAGCUGGGAUGCUUUCGACAUUCCUCUUCGAGGUCAAGCAGUCCAGCAGAGCAAGGUAGAGGCUGCCACCACACUGCUCAUGCAAAGGAUGCUCGAUCAGGUUCAAAAAGACUAGGGAGACCGUGGCCCUUCCAACGCAACAUCAGGAAAGCGGAAAGGCAAGUAUGUGCGGUUUGCUUAGAAGAAUUUCAGGCAGAGCAGGACGUGAUGGGCCUUUCCUGUUCACACAAAUACCACUCAAAUUGUCUUCUUCCAUGGCUUGCCAAGCACCCACAUUGCCCCUGCUGCCGAAGCCCCGUCAAGUCAUGAUCUUACUCCGCAAUGUUGUUGAAUUUUGAUCCAUUUAUUAUUGGAGAAAGACUUUUAUUUGUAUUUGAUAGAUAAUGCUGGGAUUAUGAUAGGAUUGUAUCCUUUGGAGUUUAUUUCACUUGGGAGUUGAAGAACUGUGCAAUAUUUUUUGUCAAUACAAAUACAGAGAGUCAUAUGACAUAUUUUACCAGCA
This is a messenger RNA of Malania oleifera, 1089 nucleotides long. Its product is annotated as probable E3 ubiquitin-protein ligase XERICO. The transcript has 2 exons. The record is from RefSeq and is a predicted model, not a curated record. Gene Ontology annotation, cellular component: endoplasmic reticulum. Gene Ontology annotation, biological process: protein ubiquitination. Gene Ontology annotation, molecular function: ubiquitin-protein transferase activity. NCBI's taxonomy places the organism in Eukaryota, Viridiplantae, Streptophyta, Magnoliopsida, Santalales, Ximeniaceae. The coding region runs from base 396 to 896 and encodes 166 amino acids.